AUGGGCACACCUUACCCUCUCUCUUUUUUGUACAUUUUACUUGUCAUUCUCAGUUCUUGCUUGCUGCUGUCUUCAGGGGCUGUGAUGCACAACUCAGGCAGGCUCUGGAGACGUGAAGUGUCCCAGUAUCCUCCACCAGGGGGCAUCGUUGACCUCAAAGGAGCCCUUGUUCCCUGGAGCCUCCGCAUCCCAUCCACUACCUUGCGUGACUGGAUGCUCAAGUGGAUGUCCUCAGAUGUCACCACCCCGUGGGCUGAGGACAAUGAAGAUGAAGGGCAAAACAGGAAGUCCCGCCUGUGGGGCCCAGCAAGACAGGAAUCUCCGUCUCCUAAGGGCCAGAAGGUGGCGCUGUACCAGGCCAGCUGGGUCCCAGGUUGGGUAGGGAAGCGAAGUAUUGUGCUAGCGGAUGAUGCCGCCUUCAGGGAGAAAAGCAAGAUGCUGAGAACCAUGGAGAGGCAGAAAUGGCUCAACUCCUACAUGCAAAAGCUUUUGGUGGUGGAGUAA
Messenger RNA from Zootoca vivipara (common lizard), 504 nucleotides. NCBI's taxonomy places the organism in Eukaryota, Metazoa, Chordata, Lepidosauria, Squamata, Lacertidae. The record is from RefSeq and is a predicted model, not a curated record.